Molecule: messenger RNA, 3609 nt
Organism: Pocillopora verrucosa
Lineage: Eukaryota; Metazoa; Cnidaria; Anthozoa; Scleractinia; Pocilloporidae
Product: sterile alpha motif domain-containing protein 11-like
Molecular function (GO): protein binding; DNA binding
Source: RefSeq, a predicted model, not a curated record
UCUUCGGCAGCGACGAAUUUUGGCGAUGUCAUCGUUAGAGUUGGCGACAAACUUCAACUUUUUACGAGUUCCUGUCGAGUUUGGCGGAAAUGUGACGGGGAAAUGUUUCCUAGCUGAAAACGGAAGGAACUUGAUUUAAAAUUGGACUAUUGUGACUUCGUAGGCAACAUUUCGGUUUCUGAAAAUCAAAAUAAAGGCCAAAUUUAAUUUUGCGUUCUCUCUAAGACAAAUUGGCUGGCAGACACAAAGUUAGUCUUCAUGACAGAACAAUGAAAUACCGUAAUAGUAAACUCGCUAUUCACUAAAAUGGUCGCUUUCCAUUGGACGAUCUAACGAUUAACGUUUCACUCCGACAGGUCGCCAGCCAAUCAGACAAAAGCGAUGCCAGCAAGGUAUCACAUCAAAUAAAGAGCGACAGGUUUUAUCGGCGACAGACGGCACAAAGUUUGUCGCCAACGCCGCCACUCCAAAACACAAACGUUCGCGGAGCAAACUUUGUGUCCGUAUGAUAACUUCCGAGGAGGUUCGCAACCAAGCCGUUUUGAUGGAGCUGCAAUUUUUUUCGCCUCAAGGACACGAAAAUGGCUGCGAGUGACUCUGCUGAGACAGUGCCGCCGCUUGGAGAGACGACUACCGGUUUGUCACAUGCUAAUGAACUUAAGACACUACGAGAAAAACUUGGAACCAGCGAUAAUCGUGACGAAUCUCACGAACUGAAUGCCGACCGCAGCAUCUCCGUGCAAAUGCCUCCUUUGAAUUCGAGCUCAAACUCGGUGGCGAAGCCUGCCGGUCAUGGCAGCUUUAUCCACUCUGAAAGCUCUAGUUUUAACGUGAAAAUAGAGCCUAGUGAUGCCAGCCAGAAAAAUAUAGCCGGCGAUCCGGCUCGCGGCUUUGACAGUGUUAGCAGCGAAAGGCCAGUCGGAUCUGAUCAAGGACUUGUGACGGAAGAGCCGUUAGAAAUUCAGUGCGGUGAGAAUGCUGCCCUGUUGUACGUGUCUAAAUUGUGCCAAGGAAGCAAAGGACCGUGUAUUUUAUUUCAAAACGACUGGCUUACACCGAAUGAGCUUCAGUACAUCAGCGGACGAGAAACUGCCAAGGACUGGAAAAGAAGUAUUCGCUACAAAGGAAAAUCUCUUAAGAGUUUGAUUGCGCGCGGGUUGAUAAAAGUUCACCCACCUAUAUGUGAUUGUCUGGGCUGCAGAAUCUCGUCACCUGUGAACCGGGGAAGAUUAGCAAGCAAAUGCAGUGUUUCCUCUCCGCCCUCUCCAGCUAGGAAACGCAAGGACUCUUCCAAGCCGGUAUGGAGACAAGAUGGUUACGAACCUGGGUUACAUUUCGUCGGUACCAGACAGGGCUCUUCAUCUGACCUAGAAAACUGCACGAGCGGCCAAGUUCGCAAUGGUGGCGGCGGUUUGAGAGAUUCGCCGGACUCAAACUCGUCCACUGCAUCGGAGUGCUCUGAGCCCUUAGACGACAGCCCUUUUUCGCCCGCAGUCGAGCCUCCGAAACGAGCCCGAAGUUUAUCUCCCCAAAACUUGGGAAAAGUCAACACCAUGAAACGGCGAGCUACAGAUAGGUUCCAGUUUGACCCCAGGAACACGUUCUUCUUCAGAGAUAUCCCUCCGGAAUGGGCAAAUGCCACUGUUGUUGAUAAUUCCAAGCAAGUUAGAAGAGAUCAUACACCUCGCAUUUCUCCCUCGCAAGAAACCGGGGGAUCUCCAGGAGGACCCCAAGGGGGACCUCAAGGUGCCUCAGGGAGAGGAAGUGCUUUCAGGGCGGUCCACCAAGAUGCGUUAAAUUCGCAUAGUGAAAGGGCUGCUGAAAACCAUGUUAACCAGGAUAUACUGACGCGUGAACUUACGGCGCGAGCAGGCUCAAACUCCAAACAACAGCAAAAACCACAAUCAGUCAACUGUCAACCUUUCAUCCCGUUCACUCAAUUACCCAGUCCCUCCCCCCUCGUAAGUCCAUCACACAACUCGCCGAGGUUGUUACCAGACCCCCUGCUUUUGACUUCACCUCACAGCCCUAGCAUUUACCAUCAAGCCCUACGUGGUGGACUGCCGGGAGUCUCAUCUGCCCUUCACCAGAGCUUAAUGCACUACAGACUACUGACACCUCCUACUCAACACAACCCAUUGACGCAGAACAUUCCUUUCCAAUCCUCUUUCAUCCAAGCCAACGCAGCUGCUGCGGCAGCCGCUCGCGCGGGGCUCCAGGGCCUCCCUGUCUCACAUUCAUCAUUGGCAAUGCAUCGAGGGUCCAGAUCUUCAUCGCCCAGGAACACACCGGUGGUCAACGGUCACACGGAAGACAAUAAUUUUGUGACGAAGGCCCGGAUUUCGAACGUGGAGGAGGAGAGACCUGCUCCUGAGGUUUGCGAAAAUAAAAAAGAGGCUGAAAUCGGUAGCGAAAACCGACACUCUCAGGCAUUGAUCGCUGACCGCGAUUGUGUAAUACGAAGAAGUCCCGAAGUUGCUACAGCCUCAGAUGAGAGACAAAGUCCAACAGCUACACCCAAAGCCUCUCCGAACCCUAAAGAAUCGUCACGAGUAUCACCACACAAGCUUGUGCCUCGUUUCCGACCAGAUUUAAACGAGAAUGUACUGGAAUGGACAGUUGAUGACGUUUGUCAGUUCGUCGCUUCGUUGACGGGGUCUGCUGAAAUUGCGCAUGCGUUCAGGGAGGAACACAUUGAUGGACAUUCAUUUGUUUUGAUGCAGGAAGAUCAUUUGUUAACUCGAAUGUCAAUCAGACUUGGACCCGCCCUAAAAAUCAUUGCGCAGAUCAAGAAACUCACUGAGAAUUUAGAAUUGGAAAAUGGCACCUCGAAUUGAAAGCUGAAUAUGCCUUAAAGAUCACGAAGAUCCUAGCCAGAAGAUCUCGUUUUCAAUUCAGGGAAGUGCAGUAGUUUCGCGUGCUUAUAUCCUUGGCUUGACUGUUUGAAGUCAAACAGUAUUCAAUCCGUUUGAAAAGGGAAACUCAGAAUAUAGUGACGCUCCAUUUGAACACGACUUGGAUGAAAAUGUUUGAUCAUUUAAAGUAAAACAAAAAAUCGUGGAAAAGUUCAGCGCCAUUUGUAUGUGCAGCGGUGUAGUUAAAGCCAUAGAAGAGAUUUUUUCGUGGGGAUAAUCUCACGACCCUCGUGGCUGCGCCAUAUGGCAAGGGCGAAGUUCAUUUGUAAUACGUGCCAUAAUUAGACUCUAUUUCCGUCAGUGAUCUCCAUUUCGUCUAGCAAUCGAACCUAAAUUAUUUAAAGACCUCAGACCUCUCAAGGUAGGCGGAUUUAACGCAUUUUCAUUAUCACAUGGUACGUGAGUAACGCCCGUUUUUCAUCGCUAACUUGACCUUUUAUCACAGUUUUACUGACCCAGCGGAAAUCAUGGUCAAGAUUUUAGGAUUUCCGUCAUCUGUCAUCGCGGCUAAAGCGUACGUGCGUACAAAACAAUUAAGCAUUUUUUUUAUCCAAGGAAAAAUGUGGCUGGGAGUAUAUCGAGUGUAAAAAAAUAUCUUUGUUAAGUUUCGACACAGAACCACAAACUCAAAGCAUCUUUUCAAUGGAAGUAAGUUUGUUUUCGAAAUGUGUAUAAACAGGCUUUGGCAUUUUAA